Messenger RNA from Caenorhabditis briggsae, 318 nucleotides. RefSeq names its product Protein CBR-SPP-9 (gene Cbr-spp-9). The transcript has 2 exons. NCBI's taxonomy places the organism in Eukaryota, Metazoa, Nematoda, Chromadorea, Rhabditida, Rhabditidae. The record is from RefSeq and is a predicted model, not a curated record. The coding region runs from base 1 to 318 and encodes 105 amino acids.
AUGAAAGCUGUUCUCUGCUUCGUUGGCCUUGUUGCCCUUGCCGCUGCUCUCGUGCUCCCUGAAAAAAGAGCAAGCUCAUUGGAUUGCUUCAUGUGCAGACUUGCAGUGAAUGUCACCGACCCGCCAGUUGACAAUUUGGUACACAAAUCCGAGGAUAAGUUCAUCGCCGAGUGCAAGAAGAUGCUUGUAGGAGUUCCGUUCUUAGAGCAGGCGUGUUUGGACUAUGCUCACGCGGAACUGGAUCCAAUCAUCAAGGAGUUGGAAUCAGGGACCGCUCCAGAAGAUGUUUGCAGAGAAAUCAAGCAGUGCCCACAAUAA